Spodoptera frugiperda (fall armyworm) is the source of this 475-nucleotide messenger RNA. RefSeq names its product serine protease inhibitor Kazal-type 10. Bases 112 to 426 code for a protein of 104 amino acids. Gene Ontology annotation, molecular function: protein binding. Lineage: Eukaryota; Metazoa; Arthropoda; Insecta; Lepidoptera; Noctuidae. The record is from RefSeq and is a predicted model, not a curated record. The transcript has 3 exons.
GUUUAUUACAGUAAUUAAUGUAAAUUUAAUCGACCGUAAAAGUUAAUUAACGAGGCAUUAAUAAAAUGAACAUACACAAUUUCUUUUCCCAUUCGGAAAUACACGACGAAAAUGCUUAAAAUUGUCACAAUAAUCUUCUUAGUCACUCAUUAUGCACACCCAAAAACAUUUAAGUUCUUGAAAGACUACAAACUGAACGAAUCUCAUAUAAACAAAAGCAUACAAUGUGAUCAUUGUAUCCGGUUAUAUUUCCCUGUGUGUGCUGAUGAUAACUUGACAUAUACAAAUGAAUGUAGAUUCAAAUGCAUCAUGGCUAAACGGAAAUUUGAUGACAGAGCAACAAUUAUGAGGUACGGUCCAUGCAUUUUGGGUUCAAGAAGAAAACGAGCACUGAACAUUGGUUUAUUACCUGAUAUCUAUGCUUGAAAGGGCACCAGUAACUUAGCCAGGAAGAAAUAAAAGAAAUAGACCGAGA